This is a messenger RNA of Cynara cardunculus var. scolymus (artichoke), 837 nucleotides long. RefSeq names its product pentatricopeptide repeat-containing protein At3g13150-like. Bases 1 to 837 code for a protein of 278 amino acids. Gene Ontology annotation, molecular function: protein binding. NCBI's taxonomy places the organism in Eukaryota, Viridiplantae, Streptophyta, Magnoliopsida, Asterales, Asteraceae. The transcript has 2 exons. The record is from RefSeq and is a predicted model, not a curated record. Gene Ontology annotation, cellular component: chloroplast.
AUGUCUUCCGCCGCUUACAACCGUCUUCACGGCCUCUUCAAGAACAGCACCGCCACCGCAACCGCCACGGGCACCGCUACUGGCACUGCUGUAUCCACCACCAAGAAAAUAAUAAAAGAGAAAACAAAAAGGCCGAAAAAAUCCCCCGCCAGCUCCACAUCGACUACAGCCGCCGCUGGCGGCACCGUCGUUUCGCGAUCCAAGACAGAAAAUUUGUCUUUUGAGCCCUUACCCAUGUCACAGUUAACAACUUCAUUAGCAAACCUCAAAAUGUUCAUUGAUACAUUUAAGAGAACCUCGAACACGGGACCUUUCCGUUACAGUUAUAAGUACUAUGACGACGCCGUCUCCCACCUUGCACGCGCCAAACAACAUGCCUACAUUGAAGAAAUACUUGAACACCAAAAGAGAUACAAAACGGAUAUGACCAAGGAAGCAUUCGUUGUUCGACUGAUCUCUCUAUAUGGGAAAUCAAGAAUGUUUGAUCACGCACGCAAGUUGUUCGACGAAAUGCCUGAACUAAAUUGUCCACGCACUGUUUUGUCUGCCAACGUCUCACAGCUUGUGUCAAUUCGAAAAGAUUGGAUAAGAUUUAAAGCUUUCUGUGAGAUAGAUGCCAUUGAUUCAGCUUUACAAAUGGCGGAUGAGAUGGAGAAAAACGGAUUUGAAUGUAAUGUAUAUACAUACAAUACCAUUCUGGAUGCAUUAUACGGAAAGGGUAACAUAUUGGAUGCUGAUAAAAUAUGGGAUGUGAUGAAAAGCAAGAAUCUUGAUCCUGAUGUGAGAACAUAUAAUGCAAAGUUGCGAGGAUUGAUUGUUGCUAAUCGAAUUACAUAA